Messenger RNA from Thermothelomyces thermophilus ATCC 42464, 1547 nucleotides. RefSeq lists its product as uncharacterized. The coding region runs from base 172 to 1536 and encodes 454 amino acids. The record is from RefSeq and is a predicted model, not a curated record. Lineage: Eukaryota; Fungi; Ascomycota; Sordariomycetes; Sordariales; Chaetomiaceae. The transcript has a single exon.
CCAACGGCCGAUUUCCGAUUACGUUACUGCUGCAUGGUCGUUUGUCCGCCAGACGCUGAAAGCUCUCGCCAGUGAGUUGGUAGUUGGUUCGACAGAGGUGUGUUAUGAAGAAUUCGCGUGUUUCCCGUCCCGGCCUCGACCUAACUUGUCCCCCGUUCACCCCAGAUCCAAAUGAUUGUACUGUGCCUCCGCGUCUUGGGCUACUUGAAGACUUGCACGAGCAAGGCCAUCACGGGACCAGUUCGCGUCUACGCGAAGCAUUUGUUCGACUGGCGUCGGCUGUAUAACGACCUCGUCGGCGAGAGCUGCGUUUGGGAUUUCAAGGACCUCUUCCUCGCUUGCGUGUCGGUCUUUGGCUGGCCCGAGACGAUAGAGCAGUUCUUCGGCACCACCCACACCCCCCUAGCGCUGGAUACUAUCAUCAAGGACUGGAACGGUGAACCUCUUGACGAAGCAUCUAUGAUGGGCCUUCUCGACCUGUUCACUUCACCGGUUCUCCAGAGUCACAUCGGACGGAAGGCGCGGAAGACGCUGCUAAUGCAUCACGCAAAGGCGCUGGCGGAUUCUGUAGAACAAAACAAGCCGGAACUGAUGAAGACCAGGCCCUUCAUCCAAUGGCUGCUGGCCAAAACCGCGCACGAAUUGGAAGCGCCCCCGGAACGGCCGGACGGCGUGCGUAUGGAACACUUUGGCGGACUGAAACUGGACCAAGGGGCCGGUAUCCAUCUACCGAUAUACGUCCCCACCAGGCACAGCAGAAAGCCCGACUGGGACAUGUUCUUCUUUCGAUCUACACCCGCUCAGCGACGCGUUGUCGAGCUCGCCGUUAGAACGGCGGAGCAGAUCGGAGACUACGCCCUGCAAGCCGAGGCCAUGAAGCUGCUCAUCCUCCAGUCUCAGGACCCCUGGCGCUUGAUGAGUGCUCUGGCAAGCCUGCAACUGGAGACGCAAGGCGAUAAGGAAGGCUAUCUCUCGACAUGUUUGUCGAUGUAUCUGGUGGCCACAGACCUGACCGCGGAAGCGAACCUCUUGAGAGACCUCGAACGGCCCUGCCAGGGGGGAAACAUGCUCUUGUUUGAGCAGUGCGAGAAUGCAUCUCUGACCUGGGCUUGGGUUAUGAUCCGGAUCCUGCUCGCGUCGUCGAUCAACGGGGAUGCGGGUUCGGACACCACGACCGACAGCAGCGAAGAGCCCUCGCCGUUCCUGGCUCGCCGGCUUCACCUGGACGGAACUAGACUGGCCCCUUACAUCGCCGAGUUCGGCCGCGCCGAGCUCGGGAUCGACAUUUCGCCGCCGAUGGAACCGCUCUCUGUAGACGAUCGGAUCGAGGAACCCGAUUACUCAGACGACCAGCGGAUCGCGGCGCUCCGUCGCCGUUUCGCCCGCGGAGCCUCUGAAGCGCGGGAAGCGUCUCCUCGAGCCAAUCCCUGGCCGUACUACACCGGUCAAGAGUCGGAUCCGUUGGCACAUGGCAUCUCGCCGUCUGUCCGAGUCAACGGCUGGCCGAGCACGUGGUACGAAGACGCACAGCACUAGGACAGGGGGGA